Ziziphus jujuba (common jujube) is the source of this 1173-nucleotide messenger RNA. RefSeq names its product myb family transcription factor PHL7-like. NCBI's taxonomy places the organism in Eukaryota, Viridiplantae, Streptophyta, Magnoliopsida, Rosales, Rhamnaceae. The record is from RefSeq and is a predicted model, not a curated record. The transcript has 6 exons. Gene Ontology annotation, molecular function: DNA binding; DNA-binding transcription factor activity. Bases 81 to 971 code for a protein of 296 amino acids.
GACAGCUUAUGGCAUCGAAAUAUAGCAGACCACCAUAGUUGUCAUCGCCAACCUUGGAUUUUUCUGUCCCUUAAGUGUUUAUGUUUCUGUUUCCCCUUCUCUAUAAUUUCUCUUUCGUCCAGGUCUUUUUUACCUGGCACUUGCUUUGGAAUAUGGCAAUGGCUUCCACUUCUACUACUCGCUCUGAUGUGUAUGGGAAAGAACGCCUGCGUUGGACACAAGACCUACACGAUCGCUUCGUCGAAGCUGUUGAUCAACUCGGCGGCCCCGAUAGGGCAACACCAAAGGGUAUCUUAAAGGCCAUGGCCAUUCCUAGAUUGACCAUCUACCACGUCAAAAGCCAUUUGCAGAAGUACAGGCUCGCAAAAUUUAUUCCGGAAUCGACAAAUAGAGGCCAAUUUGAAAGGAAAAAUAUCUCAGAAAUACUUCCUAAUUUUAGCACAGCAUCGGCCGCUCAGCUCAAUGAAGCCUUGCAAAUGCAUAUGGAUACUGUACAAAGGCGACUGAGCGAUCAACUUGAGGUUCAGAAGAGCUUGAAGAGUAAAAUGGAAGCCCAACGAAGAUUUCUUGAGACAAUUGCAGAGGAAUAUCCUAAUACAAAACUCACCAAGCUUCGGUUCUCUUCCACAUCACUGCCUUCACUUUGUGAAGAUUCCGAGUCAAACGCAAAAGAUCAGAGUGAGUCUGAUGUAGAAGAAACUGACAAGAAAGAAACAACUAUACAGUCAGACCAACAAGGUUUCCGAUCUCUGAAGAGGCUUAGAAUGGAUGACCAAAUUGUGUUGCCACAUGGAGUAAUCAAAUUUCCAACAAUGAGUCCAGAGUUUUACAAUCAAAGCAUGGUUUUAUCAGCGGGUGCUGAUGAUGAUGAUCAUAUACCAUAUCCAGAGCAAGAUUUCAGCUUUUCUUGGAACAGCAAUAAUGUAGCAGCACAGCCUGCUCAUCGCUUGUGGUGUCAAGCUUUCUAUUAAUUAUUAGGUAAUUAAAAUAUUUAUUAAUUAAAUAAAAUAUACAUACAUAUAUAUAUAUAUAUGAAUUUUUUUUUUUUUUUUUUUUUAUUUUUUGUUUUGAGCGGGGGUUCAGUUUGAGUGUGCAUUAGAAAUUAUCAUUUUCCAAUAAUAUAUGCAUAAUAUAUAUACAUGGCCAGAACUUGUAUAGUGCCAUUUAUAUGAG